This is a messenger RNA of Aaosphaeria arxii CBS 175.79, 2339 nucleotides long. RefSeq names its product para-nitrobenzyl esterase. The transcript is spliced from 2 exons. NCBI's taxonomy places the organism in Eukaryota, Fungi, Ascomycota, Dothideomycetes, Pleosporales. The record is from RefSeq and is a predicted model, not a curated record. Bases 457 to 2067 code for a protein of 536 amino acids.
GUACAUGUCGCGACAUUCUUCUCAUUAUUUAAAUUUAUCUUAAGCUUAAGUAUUGCUUCUUCGUCCUCCAGUACUAGUAACCACAUAAGUGAAGCUACUACAACACUCAAGUAACGGUCAUCUUGAUUUCUCCCCUGCCAAGGGCCAAGGUAUUGCCAACAACCCAGCUGCCUUGGCUUAGAAGCGUCAUCUCAACAAUGGCGUCACAACGCCCUCGAAAUCAGGAGAUGCUUAGAUUCUGCAAAACAUCGCGCAUGUUUCCUUCUUUCUACUCACCAUUUGCUGCGAAAAUAUCAGAUCGGGGGAGAUUGGCCUCAAGUUUCUUUCCAGCGUGUUCAUCAGCGAGAAUGCCCGCGCGACCUUGAUUCUUCGAACGCCUGCUGGGUGACGGUUCCCCUUCCAAGACCAGUCGACACAUUCUGUCUUUAUCGCGAAGCAACGAUCAAACCGCACUCAAUGAUAUUCAAGCGCCGACAGAAAGACCAAAAGGGUCAUGCAAGUAGGGCGCGCAGAUAUUGGCCCGUUUUCGCUGCUCUUGCCUUGAUCAUAAUUCUGCUUGUUGCCCUUCUACCGCCGCUCCUUCUCAGACGUGCAAAGGCAUCGGAUUCUGCCCCGCUAGGCUUGACUAUCGAAACAACAGCAGGUCCUGUCACGGGUUUUGUUGAUGACACGACUCCCAAUGUCGCUCAAUUCCUUGGGAUCCCGUAUGCCGAGCAACCUGUUGGGGAGAGACGAUGGCUUCCAGCCGUUACAAAGGCGCGGGAAGAGUCCAUCGACGCUACAAACUUUGGCAAGAAUUGCCCGCAGAUUGAGGACAACUCCCCCGGAAUUACUCGAAAUGAUGUUCCUGAAUUCAUAGUGCCUGUGGACGACAUUGGCGAAGAGUGCCUUGUGCUAAAUGUCUGGGCACCACGAGGUAGCAAGAAAGGAAGGACGGAACGGUUACCCGUCAUCGUAUGGAUAUACGGCGGUGGAUUUCAGAAUGGAGGAGGCAAUGUACAGUAUCUGAAUCCCAGUCGAUGGGUCAAUCGCAGUCAGAAACUCGUCGUAGUCGGCAUCAACUACCGAUCAAAUAUUUUCGGAUUCCCCAACGCAAGGGGAUUAAAGUCUAAUGAACAGAACCUUGGACUCCUCGAUCAGCGACUUGGCCUUGAAUGGAUCAGAUCAAACAUUGAGAACUUUGGAGGAGAUCCAUCACGCAUCUCUCUCUGGGGUCAUUCCGCUGGUGCCGUAGCUGCAGAUCUCUACAACUUUGCGUACCCGGACGACCCAAUUAUUGCUGGGUUAAUAUUAUCCUCUGGGAGCACAUUCUUCAACAUUGCCUCUAAUGACCGGGAACAAACGAACUUCACGUUUGUCGCUUCACAGCUUGGUUGUGGAGAGCUCGGUCCUCAAGAAGAACUUGACUGUUUGCGAAAGGUCAGUUCAGAGGAAAUUACAUCCUUCCGCAAAGAUUACAAUAGUGCGCCCGGCAUCUCUUUCAACCCCAUUAUCGAUAAUUCAACCAAAUUUUCCAAUAACACAGCACGUGCGUACGACGGGAAGUUUGCGAAGGUACCCGCUAUAGCAGGCUCUACUACCAACGAGGGCGCACUCUUUCAGCCCUAUAACCGCACGCAUGGCCCUAACCAGGCUAGUGCAAACAGAACUACUCUGUCCCUGUUUCAUUGUCCUGUAGUCGGAACCACACAACUAAGGCACUCUGUCGAGGCACUUACAUUCAACUAUCUAUAUGGCGGGAACUUUUCCAAUAUUUCUCCCCAGUGGUGGCAGGGUGCGUAUCAUUCUGCUGAAUUGCCAUUACUCUUCGGCACACAUGGAAUCGCGAGAGGCACAUCUCCACGUUUUGAAGUCGAGGUUUCAGAACAAAUGCAAGAUUUCUGGCUCGCAUUUGCAGAGGAUCCAGUCAACGGGCUACCGAAGCUCGGGUGGGACGCGUCCGCGCCCGGCGGAGAUGGCAUCUUAAUAGGUUGGGAAGGUGAAGUGACCCAGCGUAUCUCGCAGAGUAGGUUGGAGGAGCCGUGCGAUGGCCCAAGAGCGAAAGAGGAUGGUAGGCCACCACCAUAGAGCCUGUAUCCCUUUCAUUGGUGUAUUAGUCGUACAGGUUAACCCGAAAGAAUAUACACCUUGGUGACAGCGUUUUAACUGUUGUCCUCUUUUCUAUUCUGACUUGCCAUUGUUGAUCCGUUUUCUCUUCUCAUCCGAACCCAUUAUACCUAGCCUAGGUCGGAACAGUGCAUUGGAAUUCAAACAUCGGACAUGAUAUGAACGCCAACGUGAAAUACUGUCACAUUUUGUCGAUGCUAUGACUUAAAGUGGUCGGAAUACGGAGACCUGCC